CCUCUCUGAGCUAAACCCUCCUCCCCUAACCUCAUCAUCACAUUCUUCUCCCCGUCGACUGAAAAGCUCUGAAAUUUCAUGCACCUGAGCAAUAGGAAGUGUUUUUAGUAUUUCUCUAGAAUAAUCCUCGUGUCCCACACAGAGCAAACGUCGAGAUCUGCCGUUGGCAUCGUGGACGUGGCAUUGGCCCAUCACGAGAAUCUCCGGCCGACACAAAACAAACCUCUGCUAGGAACAACACUAAUAUCGCCGGCCGUCCAAAUUAAGUUGUGCGCAGCAUAUCAGCAAGAUGGUUAACGGAGUUUGAACCAGCUACUCCAAGUCCAUACAGCAAGCAAGGCACAUGUAGCUAGAAGUGGUGCUGCUGUUAUAGGGUUCACAAAAAUUGAUGGCGGUUCACGUGGUGCUCCUCGCCGUGCCGGCCGUGGCGGGCGGGUUCCUGAAGGCGUUCCAGUUCGCGUUCCUGCUAUGGCCGUUCAACCUCGCGCUGCCGCUCGCGCGCCACCUGCCGCGGGCGUCCAUCACGCUCCGGAGCGUGGCGUCCUUCUACGCCGCCGAGCUGCGGAGCUACGUGAGCGGCGCCCGGCUCGGCGUCCAGCGGCUACCGCCGCCACGGAGCCAGCAGUACGCCUCGUUCCGAGGUGGCGAGCAGCAGAGGACACACGAGGAGGUCGUCGCGCACGCCAUGAUCGCCCUCAUCGACAUCUCCUACUGAUGCAUGGGUGCCCCGUGCCUUCCACUCCGCACUGCCGGGUGAUCCGUUGUGUGCGCUGGUUGAUUCCUCAGAUUUCGCGGUGGUAGUCUUGAUCGGUUAGCUCCAUUUUAUUUUGAUCAUGUAAAUAGUCUUUUUCCCCAUGCAUUCGUCAGCUGAGGUGACUAGCAAGCACCUUCACUGUGGAUUUGCUGCAAGCUUGAGAGUAUUAUACGAAACUGAAAAAAUAAAAGUAUUUCGAAUUUACAUAUUUCAGCGACA
Molecule: messenger RNA, 973 nt
Organism: Phragmites australis (common reed)
Lineage: Eukaryota; Viridiplantae; Streptophyta; Magnoliopsida; Poales; Poaceae
Exons: 2
Coding region: 389-715 (108 amino acids)
Source: RefSeq, a predicted model, not a curated record